AUGGAAGUCACCCUUCAAUACAACAAUACUGACAAAAAGAUAUCAACUCCCAGCACAGAUGAAAAGCUUCAGAAGGAAAUAGACCAAUUAAAUACCUUGACAUCAGAAAUCAUCUCAAAUGGUUCAGAUGUACCACCAAUCGCUACACCUGAAAAUUUUAACAAAGAUUUAAGUAAGAUGAUCAAAAAAUUAUACGAAGGUGGAGUUCAAUCAUUCAAACAAAACAAGUUCGAAGAAAGUGUCAGGCAAUUCACCAUAGGUAUUGAAAUGAUCAAUAGAAGACAUAAAUUCGAAGCAUUUCAAGGUACUUUACAAGAAUUAAGUAUGUUCUUGAUGUCCAGAACAGAUGCUAACUUGAAAACUAAAAGGUAUUUAGAUGCCUUCAAUGACAUCGACAUGUUGUUAAGUAUGCAAAUGUGUACACCAGAAAAUUUCUUGAGAAGAGGUGUAGCCAAUUAUUUCUUAGGAAACUAUGAAGCUGCUAGAGCUGAUUACCAAAGAGGUUUGGCUUAUGAUCCAAAUAACAGACGUUUACAAGAUGAGUUAGAAACUUGUCUUGAUAAGAUUUUGGAAGAAAACGGUGACUAUCUUUAG
Messenger RNA from Yamadazyma jaroonii, 594 nucleotides. NCBI's taxonomy places the organism in Eukaryota, Fungi, Ascomycota, Pichiomycetes, Serinales, Debaryomycetaceae. The record is from the annotation of a GenBank genome assembly.